Acanthocheilonema viteae is the source of this 327-nucleotide messenger RNA. The record is from the annotation of a GenBank genome assembly. NCBI's taxonomy places the organism in Eukaryota, Metazoa, Nematoda, Chromadorea, Rhabditida, Onchocercidae.
AUGCAAACGUUAUGGUUAAAUGGGGCAUUAAUAUGUGAUGAAAGCAACGCUCGUAUUUCAACUCCAUCAAUAAUUGCAGUUCCUGAAUAUCCAUUACAAAAUACUAAUAUCGAUGAAUUGGAACGAAAUCGUGCAUCAAGCAAAAAAUCUAAUUGGAUGUCUGAUCGAGACCCUCCAUCAGACGAGUCUAAAUGUGACUAUUUGGACCCAUUGGAUUUGAAUUUCAACCAGCUUCAUGAUAUUUACAUUGCCAGAAGCAAUCACUAUCAGUCGAAGCAAACUAAUUGGCCAUCAAACAAUGAAUCCACAGUGAUUACAUAUGCGUAG